GACACCAGUGAGGAGCUGAGGAUCGACUGACCUGGAGAGAAAGAGCGCAGUAAACUGGAAUUAUGAGGGUGGGAGCAGCAACCUUGGCGGGGGGCAUAUUUGGAGUAUUAGGGACUCUGUGUUUCUUCGUAGCUUUUGGUACAGACUAUUGGCUGGUGGCCAGUGACAACUGUGGGCUGCAUACAUGGUCGACACAGACAACACUGACAGGCGAUAAAGAUGCCAAUGGGACAGAGAUCCAAUUAGUGGAAACCAUCACCGAUUCUCCUCCAACACUAACUCUGCACCACGAGGGCUUCUUCUGGCGGUGUGUGUUUCAGGUGGAGCCCACGGCACAUGCGGUCCUUGCCACUCUCUUCACAAACCAGCCAGAAUCCAAGGUCUGUAUCCAUGGUUACCUCUUCCCUCUGCCUGUUGCACUUGGACAGGUGCCUCAUCCAAGCUAUGACGCUACAGCAGUGUUCCGAGGUUUCUGGACCGUGCUGAUAAUCCUUGGCCUGGUUGCAGCUCUCACUGGAGGCUUCCUCUUGGUCUGUGGUGUUCCCUUCAUCAGCCACAAGCUGUACAAGCUGGGUGGUGCUUUCCUCAUUGCUGCUGCCUGCCUGUUCCUGUUCAUACUUCUGCUCUUCGUCCUGUGGAUGGAGGUGACGGAGGUGAGGCGCUACGUCAUGCAAGAGAGAGGCGAGGCCUGCCCGGAUGCAAAGGUGUCAGUCCUCUAUGGUCUGUCAUUCAUGGUGGCAGCUGCCGGCGUGCCUCUGGAGCUCAUCUCUGGGAUGGUCUUCAUGCUGGUGGCCCGUGCAUUGCGUGCCAGCAAGUGAGCCCUCCACUUGCCCCGUAUGGGUUAAGAAAAGACUGACCUUUCUAUGUCCUGCACGGGGACUCAGCUGCACAUUUGUGGGGAUGUAAAUACUAUCUGUAACGACAUGGUCGAUAUCACAGCACCACCCUUUGGGCAGUCUGAGACACCUAAUUAGUUUAUCUGUUUCUAUAACUGUCUUCACUUGAUUUUUUAUAAAUAUCAUAAAUGAUUAUAGAUAAAAUACCACAAUG
This is a messenger RNA of Labrus bergylta (ballan wrasse), 1050 nucleotides long. RefSeq names its product transmembrane protein 182. NCBI's taxonomy places the organism in Eukaryota, Metazoa, Chordata, Actinopteri, Labriformes, Labridae. The record is from RefSeq and is a predicted model, not a curated record. Gene Ontology annotation, cellular component: membrane.